UACUCAAACUCAGCUAUCUCUCAGUCUCGCCCAGCACACGCAAGCCACACCCAAGGGGAAAUUGCAAAUGAGCUGCAGCAGCGGCAACUUGGAAGAGGAGAGGCUGCUUCAGAUGGUCCAUGACUUCAUUGAAUCAGAAUCCACUUCGCCCCCCUUCUCUUCUUCCUCACACCAUACGCAUGUCCUUCCUCUCCAUCACAAAACCAUGUUUUUCCACUUGCAGGAAAUUCUCGGCAAUAUGUCUGACGCUGAGACUCAGGUUCUUGAGAAUGUGUUGAAGCACACGAGAAGGAAGAGGGUUGGCGCAGAGAAGACUUGGCUGGUUAUGAGAUUGAAAAUGGAUGGAUAUAACGCUUCUCUCUGUCAUACCUCUUGGGUUUCUACGUGCGGAUGUCCUGGUGGGUAUUAUGAGUACAUAGAUGUUAUAGUGAAAGACAAGAAUGGUAAGUCAGUGAGACUGGUGGUGGACAUAGAUUUCAAGUCGCAGUUUGAAGUGGCAAGGCCUACAUCAGCAUACAAACAGCUUUCGGACGCUCUCCCUUCCAUUUUUGUUGGCGAGGAGGGUAAGCUUAACGACAUAAUCACUCUGCUUUGCUCUGCUGCCAAACAAUCCCUCAAAGAGAGCGGUCUGUACAUACCCCCAUGGAGAACAAGCACUUACAUGUACUCCAAAUGGGGCUCAAAAACUCGCAGCCAAGAAACUGUUGGCAGAGAAGAUGGGAAAGUAGCAAAGGCAGCUGGUUCCUGUGUUGGUAAUUCCAAUUCCAAAUUUAACAGUUGGGCGCCUCCGGUAGUGAAGCCCAAGAGGACGGAUUUGGGUGGUGGGGGCUCUGGCUUGUCCAGUCAAUUCUCCUCCAACACUAGCAUAAACUGUUGCUGAAUAUUGCCGCUGCUGGAUUCUGAUCCGGUAGAGCAAAUUGAUAGAUGGUUCGAGUGUUGAAUCGUUGGACCAAACAAGGGAAUAUUAUUUGGAAAAGGCGGGCUUCAACCUUAACCAAGGAGUGCUAUAAACCGGGGUUGUUCUGCCGAGUAAAGGAACUACGAUAGUGAAUCCUUUGGUGUUUUUCCAAGGGCGAGGAUGUAGGCUGUGUUGAAGUCGAACCUCGUAAAACCUUGUGUUUCUCUCUUUCCCUCCUACUCUUUAUUUUUCAGCAAAAUUUACAAACUGCGUGGAUGCUUUAUAAAUCUCUGAAUUCUGAUUGUUUGGUUGUUAAAUAGACCGGAAGAUAAUUUGUUUUUGUUUGAUCAGCAUUGAUUGCUGAAACAGAAAGAGAUUACAUUGGUUGAUCA
Messenger RNA from Malania oleifera, 1290 nucleotides. RefSeq lists its product as uncharacterized. The record is from RefSeq and is a predicted model, not a curated record. The coding region runs from base 68 to 880 and encodes 270 amino acids. NCBI's taxonomy places the organism in Eukaryota, Viridiplantae, Streptophyta, Magnoliopsida, Santalales, Ximeniaceae. The transcript has 4 exons.